AUGAAGCGCACAAGAGGCGCCUCACCAGACGCAGACGACAUCCACCUGCGAAGGGAGAGGGGCCGUAAAGCCCAGCAGGCCUUCCGACAACGACAGAUCACAGCCAUCAAUGAAUUGCGCGCCAGCAAUGAGGCCAUGCAGGCCGCCAUCGCGAAGGUGUCGCAGGUCGCGUCCAAACUGGGGAGUGCCGAGCUCGACCGCGCCGUGCGCGAUGCUGUGAGCAUCGCCGGGCUGGAGCGACAAGCUUCAGCGAGCCUUGAUGCAGGCAAGGCACCAUCACCACCGCCACCGGGACCUUCGUCGGAGCCACAGUUUCCAACCAGCGGCAUCGCUCAUCGCUUCUCGCACACCAGUGCCGCCAUCUCACCUGUCGCCCCCAUCCGUCCCCCUGGACACGCCAGCAGACGGGCCCCUCCCCGCCUACGCAUCCGGCCGCAUGUCGCCCGGCUUCGGCUACGGCCUCUGGCUCGCGCCCGCGGCGUCGCGGCAGCGCGACCCGCCCAUCGACAUUGCGCCGUACCUCGCCAUCGACAAGACGAGCUUCGCGAGCGUCGUCUACUGGACGGGCAUGAUGUGGGGCACGCGCCUGCCUCGAGGCGGCCAUGCGCGGCGACAGCGCCGAGGCCCGGAGGAGACGUGCCGGUUUCUCGUUUGGCGCGCUCCGCGAACAUGGGGCGGCAGCGACGAGCAGAUCCUGCACGGCAUGCGCGCGCGGCUGUCUUUCGCCGCCGCGGCUACGUCGAGGCCGACCACCCUGGCUACGACCCGGACAAGGGCGCCCGCGUGCAGGCCCUCAUGCUGAGCCACAGCACGGCCAAGGGUCUGCGGCUCGACAAGUUCCUGCGGCCCGCCGCCGUCGAGCUGGCGUUCCGGCGGCGGCUCGGGCCCGAGUACGCCGUCAUCGAACAGGGGCUCAAGGGCUUGGGGUCGGCCGAGGAGGUCAUGCGGGUGAGGGCGCUUGUGCAGCUCAUGGUCAAGACGUCCAGGUGCCUAGGAGACGGGCCACGGUGGGACAUUGAUCGUGUCGCCACGAUUCUUGAGACGUGGGCCGCCGGGAACAGCGACUCGCCGUCAUCGUAA
Molecule: messenger RNA, 1080 nt
Organism: Verticillium alfalfae VaMs.102
Lineage: Eukaryota; Fungi; Ascomycota; Sordariomycetes; Glomerellales; Plectosphaerellaceae
Exons: 3
Coding region: 1-1080 (359 amino acids)
Source: RefSeq, a predicted model, not a curated record